This is a messenger RNA of Daphnia magna, 1780 nucleotides long. RefSeq names its product shematrin-like protein 1. NCBI's taxonomy places the organism in Eukaryota, Metazoa, Arthropoda, Branchiopoda, Diplostraca, Daphniidae. The transcript has 3 exons. The record is from RefSeq and is a predicted model, not a curated record. Bases 115 to 1734 code for a protein of 539 amino acids.
GGUUUUUAAUUACCCUGCCUCCUUUGUACACUAUAACACCCUCCCUACCUCUCGAACGGCAGUAGACCUAUAAAAAGUGACGCAUUGCUAUCGUUCAGCACCGAUUCACUCACAAUGACUCGUCUAAGCAAGAUCAACUUUCAAGUUCUCUUUUCGUUUGGGGUGUUGGCGUUACUUCUAGCCACAUGUAAGACAAACGGAGCAAGCGUGGCGGUCGAUUCUAAAGAUUCUUAUGUUACAGCUACCGAAUCCUACAAGGAAUCUGCCAAGGAAACAUCUUACGGCGACGACAAUCAUAAUCCUCGCAUCGGUCUGUACAUGCAAAAAGUUGAUCCUUAUGGUACAGUUGGACCCAUUGGAGGCAACCAGGCUUUCUUCCUGACUUCGCUGCCUAGCUACGGUGGUUACGGGCCUUCCGGAAGUAGCUAUGGUGGACAACAAGCUGGCUCUUAUGGUGCGACUGCACUGCCAUACAUCGUGACGGGCAGUUAUGGCGGAAACGUCUACGGCUCUGCCUAUUCUGGCGGGUCAGCUUACAGCGCCGCUGCUAACAGUGGUGCUUCCGGGAGUUACAGUGCCACUGCUGCUCCUUCAUACGCAUCUGGGUCCUUGAAUUACGGCGCAUCCGCAUCAUCCUACGGUGUAACCCAGGCUCCGGCUUAUGGCGGAUCAACUUAUGGCGUUACUCAGGCACCAGCUUAUGGGGCACCAUCUUACGCCGGAUCAGCUUAUGGUGUCACUCAAGCUCCGACUUAUGCUGGCUCUGCUUAUGGCGCAACGUUCGCUCCCACUUAUGGUAUGGGAACUUCCUAUGGUGCAUCUUCUUACGGCGUAACUCCGGCCCCUACCUACGGUGGAGCAGCUUACGGUGUAACCCAGGCGUACGGAAACAUGGCAUCUUCCUAUAGCGGAGCGGCUUAUGGUGUUACUCCAGCUCCUGCUUACAAUAUGGCGUCAUCGUACGGUGGAGCUUACGCCGUUACUCCAGCCACGUCUUACGGCAUGGGCUCUUUCUAUGGUGGAUCUGCUUAUGGUGCGAAUCAAGCCGCUACCUAUGGCAUGGGUUCCUUGUACGGUGGAUCGUCUUAUGGCGUUACACAAGCCCCAGUCUACGGUGGAGCUUCUUACGGCACUACACAAGCCCCCGUUUACGGUGGAUCUGCUUAUGGUGCCACCCCACCUCCAGCUUACGGUGUCACACAGGCUUACGCCAACAUGGCUUCUUCUUACGGUGUUACACCAGCUCCUAUUUACAACAACAUGGGCAGCUACGGAUCGUCCUACUCUGGAUCAGCAUACGGUGUUACUUCCGCUCCUACUUAUGGCUUCAACAUGGGCUCAUCGUACGGUGGUUACAGCGCCGCUUCGUCUCCCCUCUCUUAUGGUGGCAACUUGAACAUGCCUAGCGGUUCCUUUUUAACUGGAUCGACUUACGGCGCUGGAGGCUAUGGAAGCAACGCUGGAUACAGUGGAGCUGGUAGCAGUUACGGUGUUGCGUCAUUCCCUUACUCGUCUUACGCUGGCAACAUGGGCUCAUUUUAUGGCGGGAAUUACGGCAAUGUUUACGGUAGCCCGGCUUCCUACCCUGAAGCUUAUUACUCAACUGGAUACGGUCACGGUGGAUACGGUGGAUACGGAAGUGGAGCUUACGGCGCAGGUUCCAGUUACAGCCCCUUCUUGAACAGUGGCGCUGGAUACAACAUGAACGCUUACGGCAAUGUUGCUGCUUAUUAAACUUGUUAUUGUUCGUGUUAAGUCAAAUAGAAGUAUUUAAUUGAAA